CUUCCACAGAAAGAAAUAAGUGCUCAAAAAGAAAGAAAAAUUAAACAAACAGCGGAGUUUCGAAUGCGCUUAGGUCGCAUCGUUGACAAACGCUGAGGCGGAGCUUGCGGAAAAUGUCUGCACAAAGGCAUGGAGAUGGCAGCAAGGUCGACGUAGCUUCGGUCCAGGUGGGAAUGGAGCCAACUGGAUCGUCUUCCUCUUCUUCUUGGAGGACUAGGCAAGAUGGGAACGAUCUCACCUCUCCUUCUUGCGCCCACAAGAAGAAGAACAAGAGAGAGGAAAACGACGAGGACUUGUUCACGGUUCCGGACAUGGAGGCUGGACCGGCUGUGAAUUCUACAGGGAACGACAGUGUCCAUGUCGGUGAGCAGCAGGAAGCUGAUCAGGCUAAGACGGCGAUUCCGGGGAAGCGACGGAGGGGACGGAACCCUGUCGACAAGGAGUAUAAGAGGCUCAAGAGGUUACUGAGGAAUAGAGUCUCUGCUCAGCAAGCGCGCGAGAGGAAGAAGGUGUAUGUCAACGACCUGGAAUCGAGAGCCAGCGAGUUGCAAGACAAAAACUCGAAGCUGGAGGAGAAGAUCUCGACUUUGAUCAACGAAAACACCAUGCUAAGGAAGGUUCUCAUGAACACCCGACCUAAAGUCGAUGAGAGUGCAGAGUCAAAGCAAUAGUGUUCUCAUCUGGGUUAUAUUAGAAGCUCGAGAUAACCGUUUCUGACCCGUCGUAUUAUAGCCGGAAUCGCAAGAACAGAUCAGAAGUUAUUACAGCUCUAGUCUAGAUAUAGAAGUGAAGCUUGAAUUAACCUCAUGUUAGAUCUUCCAAACCGUAAAAUGAACAACAUUACAACGGCGCAAGCAGAAGACGCAUACCGUUUUAAUCUACUUCCAAGCGUUUUGUAUGAACCAUGUUGGCUGCAAUUCUGAGUAAAUUGUGUGAUUCCGUUAAA
Syzygium oleosum is the source of this 946-nucleotide messenger RNA. RefSeq names its product transcription factor HY5-like. The record is from RefSeq and is a predicted model, not a curated record. NCBI's taxonomy places the organism in Eukaryota, Viridiplantae, Streptophyta, Magnoliopsida, Myrtales, Myrtaceae. The transcript has 4 exons. Gene Ontology annotation, biological process: positive regulation of transcription by RNA polymerase II; response to far red light; red or far-red light signaling pathway. Gene Ontology annotation, cellular component: nucleus. Gene Ontology annotation, molecular function: DNA-binding transcription factor activity, RNA polymerase II-specific. The coding region runs from base 114 to 671 and encodes 185 amino acids.